Molecule: messenger RNA, 354 nt
Organism: Geodia barretti
Lineage: Eukaryota; Metazoa; Porifera; Demospongiae; Tetractinellida; Geodiidae
Source: the annotation of a GenBank genome assembly
AUGAAGCUGGUGCGGGCCACGGUGGACAGCGUGGGGAUGCCCCGACCGACGCCCACUCCGGAGCAUCCCCAAGGGCUGUGCCUGGACAAGGGCUACGACUUCGCCGAGGUGCGCCGCACUCUGGACGAGUUCGGCUUCACCGCCCACAUCCGCAGCCGGGGCGAAGAGGCUCAGGCCAUCAAAAGGGAGGCUGGGUUCAAAGCCCGCCGCUGGGUGGUGGAACGCACGCACAGUUGGCUGAACCGUUUCCGGCGCAUCCUGGUCCGUUGGGACAAAUCCCCGGAUAACUACAUCGCCUUUCUUCAUUUCGCCUGCGCCCUCAUCGCCCUCAGAGCCGCCGGGUCAUUAGGAUAG